UCAAUGAUCAGCUUAUUGGACAUGACUAUGAGCGUAUCUAUUGGAAAUAAUGUAAUUCAAAUGCAUCCGGAAUUUCUCCCAUUGACUUAUAAUGAGAGUAUCAGGAUCCUAAGUCAACAACUGGUGGGGUUGCAAAGUUUAAAAUUUGCCUUUUGUCAUAGUCACUUGACCUCCCGGCUCUAGAAAGUGGUUUGUGGCCCGCCAGCCUAUAAUGGCCCGCCGACUGCUUAUUACGUAAAACUGAGGUUAUCAUAUUCCAUUAUCUAUCUGUUCCGACAAAUAGCAAAAGCAAAUGACAAUAUCCCCACGGUCGGCGGAACGUGACGUGUUUUCGGGACGCUGAGCCUCUUGGUGGCCUGCGAGACUCGAAGUGGCCCGCCAGUCUCGCUUGCGACUUUUGCGGUUUCUACAGCCGGGCUUGACCUGACUUGGUGACCUGACUUCUGGUGAUAUCGUGUUUAUUUCCGCACAAAAUGUGCAAAAUUGAUGUCGGAACAGGUAUGUCAAAUUUUUGGGGCGCGCGGUGGCACAUAGGUACAUACCCCCUCCCCCGGCAGUGCGAGGGUUAACUUCUAAAUAAAUUGAUCUAGGGUCACCAAAUAGGAACGCCAAAGCGUGCUUCCAUACGCCAUUUGCGGCUACGUAAUUUUCGUCUGUUUUGUGGUACAAUUAUGUGUGUUGCUUGGCAGCUGAAGGAGGCAAUGGACAAGACCUUCGCCGACCGCCGUCAGCUGGUAAUCAAAAGAAAAAUCGGACUGGCGGCUCUCAAACGCGUCUAUCCCGCCCUCUUCAAUGAAGUGGAGAUCUGGGAAGAACUCGCAAGGGUGCGUGGGGUAAACAGGACCUGGGAAGAGGAGUUGGAGGAAGCGAGGAUGGCGCUCAAAUCCAUGUUGAACGAAGUCGCCUUCUGUGACACUCUGGAUGAAAAGCUGGCACAUGUGCUGAUGGAGAUGAGGGAGGAACACGUCGUGUUCGGGCCGCCAGGAGGUCGGGCUGGCCCACCGACCAUCCACGAAGAGGAACUAUGGGUGGAGGGCGUAAAGGUGGCCCAGUUUGAGAGGUUCAUGUCAAAGCCGGACCAAUAUCUGACCUGGGGGGCGGCAUUCACUGUGUUCGCACAGCGCCUCAGUUUCCGCGCGACGCAAGCAGCUGCCUACUGGGCGGGGCGGGCGUACGCGGCGCCGGCCGUUCGGCUUAGCGCCCCUGCGAGUGGGAUCUGAAGUGUCGGCUGAGCCCGCGCCGCCAGCCUGAGACGGGCGGCGACGUCUCCGGCUGGCGGCUCCGGUCUGGCGCCGGCCGAGCUCCGUACCUACUUGUGAUGCGUUGAGGCGCUGCCCGCGGUGUCCGCCGGGCGGCCUCUCGUCCCGCGCGGCGACUGCGGCUGCUGCAGUGCCAAGAUGCAUGCUCUGCAUUUCUGUUCGCACUAUACGAAUCAAUACAGUUGACAGUAAACGGUA
Molecule: messenger RNA, 1457 nt
Organism: Amphibalanus amphitrite
Lineage: Eukaryota; Metazoa; Arthropoda; Thecostraca; Balanomorpha; Balanidae
Exons: 3
Coding region: 672-1220 (182 amino acids)
Source: RefSeq, a predicted model, not a curated record